AUGGCUAACAACACGGCGGAUCUCGGUGGUGGCGGUGGAAUGCAAGACGAGGAAUAUGAUGAGAACUCAUCCGCCCGUCUCUUCGAACGCAGUCGCAUCAAAGCUCUUGCUGAAGAACGUGAGCACGUUCAGAAGAAAACGUUUACAAAAUGGGUGAAUUCUCACUUAGUCAGAGUAAGCUGCAAAAUCCAGGAUCUUUAUAUGGAUAUGCGAGAUGGAAAAAUGUUACUGAAACUAUUGGAAGUUUUGUCCGGAGAACGUCUGCCGAAACCUACUCGUGGUAAGAUGCGUAUCCACUGCCUAGAAAAUGUCGACAAAGGCCUGCAGUUUCUUAAGGAUCAACAUGUGCACUUGGAAAAUCUUGGCUGUCAUGAUAUUGUCGACGGAAAUCCACGCCUGACUUUAGGUUUAAUCUGGACCAUAAUUUUGCGAUUCCAGGAUUUUUUUUCUUUGAAAAUCUUUGAUGCUGAUAAUCAUGAAACCCGUUCUGCCAAAGAAGCGUUGCUGCUUUGGUGCCAAAUGAAAACAGCUGGUUAUCCCAAUGUGAAUGUGCGAAACUUUACCACAAGUUGGCGUGAUGGUCUGGCAUUUAACGCGCUUAUCCACAAGCACCGCCCAGACUUAAUCGACUACGAUAAUCUGCAAAAAUCUAAUGCCGUCUAUAAUCUCCAAAAUGCUUUCGAUACGGCUGAACAACAUCUUGGACUGUCAAAAUUCUUGGAUGCUGAAGAUGUCAAUGUACGCGAUCCUGAUGAGAAGUCUAUCAUCACCUAUGUUGUUACCUAUUAUCACUACUUCAAUAAAAUGAAACAGGAGACUAUACAAGGGAAACGCAUUGGCAAGGUUAUUAAUGAACUGAUGGAGAACGAAAAGAUGAUUAAUAGGUAUGAAACCAUUUCAUCCGACCUUUUGGAAUGGAUUAAACAGAAGAUUGAAGUCCUUAACGAUAGAAACUUCCACAACUCGCUGCAUGGAGUGCAAGAACAGCUCGCUGAGUUCAAUGCUUAUAGAACACAAGAAAAGCCGCCUAAAUUCGAAGAGAAGGGGGAGCUAGAAGUGCUCUUGUUCACGCUACAGUCUGCUAUGCGUGCUAACAACCAACGUCCAUUUGUGCCCCGUGAGGGGAAGCUUAUCGGCGACAUCAACAGGGCAUGGGACUUACUUGAAAAAGCGGAACACGAGCGCGAGCUGGCUCUGAAAGAAGAAAUAAUCCGCCAGGAGAAGUUGGAGCAGCUUGCUACUCGGUUUAACCGCAAAGCUGAGAUGAGGGAGACUUGGCUAACGGAAAAUCAACGUCUUGUCAGCCAGGAUAACUUUGGAACCGAUUUAGCCAGUGUCGAGGCUGCUACGAAGAAACAUGAGGCCAUUGAAACAGAUAUUUUCGCCUAUGAAGAGCGAGUACAGGCCGUCGUAGCUGUUGCUGGUGAACUCGAGGCUGAGAAUUUCCACGGAAUUGAAGAGGUUAACAAUCGCAAGGAAAAUGUCCUCAAACUUUGGAAUUAUCUUUUCCAGCUUCUUCUUGCACGUCGUGUGCGUCUUGAGCUCUCAAUGGCUAUACAGCGCAUCUUUCAUGAUAUGCUUCUUACACUCGAUCUUAUGGAUGACAUCAAGGCACGUCUCUUAUCAGAGGAUCUUGGUGCUCAUCUUAUGGACGUUGAAGAUAUGUUGCAAAAGCAUGCUCUACUUGAAUCUGACAUUAACAUUAUUGGAGAGCGUGUCCGAAAUGCUGUAGCACAAGCUCAACGUUUCCGCGAUCCUGAAGGUCCAGAUGGUAGUGGUUAUUUGCCAGUAGAACCGGCCGUUGUUGACGAGCGUUCAGCUAUUUUACAGCAGAGGUUUUUCAAUCUUUUAUGCUCUGCCCAACGUAAGCGACGCCUUGAAAAUAACCGUAAACUGUGCCAGUUCUGGUGGGAUGUGGCUGAUCUUGAAAACAGCAUUAAAGAACAAGAACGCGUACUCAGCUCUACUGAUACUGGCAAAGAUGUUGUUACGGUGUCGCAUCUCCUCGCGAAGCAUAAAAAUGCAGCAAAUACUCUUGGAGACAUUGAGCGUCAGCUUGACGAACUUGCUAAAGACGGUGAUGAGUUGAUUGCCAACAAUAUCCCUGGUUCUGACAAUAUCCCGCCUCGUAUCGAAGAGAUUCGUGAUUACCUAAAGAAGCUUCACGAUUUAGAACGUGUGAGACGUGAAAGACUUCAUGCUGGAGUUGAUUACUAUAUGUUCUUCACUCAUGCGGACAAUGUAGAUGCGUAUCUUCUCGACACCUUGCGUAUUGUUUCAAGCGAUGACGUCGGCAAAGACGAGGGCACCGUGCAGUUACUUCUUAAGAAACACGACGACGUUUCGGACGUACUUCAGACGUUCGACACCCACAUCAAAGAGCUUUAUCAAAAAGCCGAAGCUCUACCGGUUGAUGCUAGAGAACAUCCGGACAUUCGAGAACGUCUUGACUCUACGAUUAGACGUAAGGCAGAACUUGAAAAUCUCUCCCAACUCAGGAAACAACGGCUUAUCGACGCUCUUUCUCUCUACAAGCUCUAUGCUGACGCUGAUUCUGUGGAAGCAUGGAUUGAUGAGAAGGGCAAACUGUUGGCGACACUGGUUCCUGGGAAGGAUCUUGAAGAGGUUGAAAUAAUGAGGCAUCGUUUCGAUACACUUGAGCAGGAUAUGAAGAGCCAAGAAGCUAAGGUACGAAUAGUGAACGAACUUGCUCGCCAGCUUCUGCAUGUAGAACAUCCGAAUUCCGACGAGAUUUUGGAACGUCAGAAUAAGCUAAAUGCUCGUUGGGCUCAACUUCGUGAUAUGGUUGAUCAAAAGAGAACGGAAGUUGACCGCGCUCACCGUCUCGAGACUUUCAGGAUCGAUUGUCAGGAAACUGUCACUUGGAUUGAGGAUAAAACUCGCGUGCUUGAAGACUCUGAUGCGUUAACUAAUGAUCUCAGUGGUGUGAUGAAACUUCAGAGAAGGCUUUCUAUGAUGGAGCGCGAUCUAGGCGCAAUCCAACUGAAACUGGAUGCCCUUCAUAAAGAAGCAGAUUCCAUAGAAAAAGAACGACCUUCAGAAGCGCAAGCGAUUCGUGAGGACAUUAAACGUAUCCAUCAUGUGUGGGACAUUCUCAACAAAAAAGUUCGCGAACAUGAAGCGAAACUGGAUGAAGCUGGCGAUUUGCAACGAUUCCUUCGUGACCUGGAUCACUUCCAGGCGUGGCUUACCGCUACGCAGCGACAAGUUGCAUCUGAAGACGAGCCACAAUCGUUAGCUGAAGCGGAGCAAUUGCUUAACCAGCAUGCUGCUAUUCGUGAAGAAAUUGAUGGAUACGCUGAGGACUACAAGAAGAUGCGCGCCAUGGGAGAUCGCGUAACGCAGGACCAGACCGAUCCUCAGUACAUGUUCCUUCGGCAACGUCUCGUCGGCUUGCAAGAGGGAUGGGAGGAACUGCAACGUAUGUGGGACAACAGGCAACAUCUGCUCAGUCAGGGACUAAAUCUUCAGAUGUUCCUGAGAGACGCAAAGCAGGCGGAGGUAAUGCUUUCACAACAGGAGAAUUACCUCACCAAAGACGAAGCUCCGAACAGUUUGGAGCAGGCAGAAAACAUGCUGAAGAGACAUCAAGAUUUCAUGACCACCAUGGAUGCAAACGACGAAAAGAUACGUGCCGUUGGAAUGUUUGGAGAUCAGCUUUGUCAAGAUGGACACUACGCAGCGGAUAAGAUCCAUAAGAAGGCUCGUAACAUUGAUGAACGUCGCGAGGCUAAUCGUGAACGUGCUCAAGUAUUACUCAGUAAGUUAAAGGAUGCCCUUUCGCUUCAGCAGUUCCUCUCCGAUUGUGAAGAGCUGAGAGAGUGGAUUGAAGAGAAAAUGAUUCGAGCGCAAGACGAAACCUACAGGGAUGCAAAAACAAUUACGUCGAAGUUCGUUCGCCAUCAAGCUUUCCAAAGCGAGCUACAGGCAAACAAAGAGCGACUUGACCAACUACAGCAUGCCGCUAUCGAUUUGGGUGCUGAUAAACCUGAAUUCAGUGGAACCAUUGAUCCUCAAAUCACUGAACUCGCUCAUCAGUGGGAGCAGUUGGAGAAGACCACCGAAGAAAAAGGACAGAAGCUGUUCGAUGCAAAUCGUCAACAGCUGUAUGUCCAAAGUAUUGCUGACAUGAAGGAGUGGGCCAGCCAGCUGGAAAAGGAAAUGGUACGGGACGAUCCAGCUGCUGAUCUUACUACUGUAAAUAUGGCUAUGCAGAAGCAACAGAUGAUUGAAACUGAAAUGAUUAAAAAAGCACACCACAUUGACCAACUAAUGGAAAUGGAACCACAACUGGAGGAAAUGCAUCCAGACGAACUAGAAGACAUUCGUGCACAUCGAUUAGCCGUACAGGAGCAGCUUCAAAGACUUCAAGCUCCUCUUGAUGAUCGUCGGCGUCAGUUGGAGCGUAAAAAGGCGGCGUUCCAGUUUGGUCGCGAUGUCGACGACGAAAAACUGUGGAUAGCGGAGAGACUCCAUUUGGCUCACUCUAAACAACUCGGUGAAAAUCUACCAGAUUGCCAAAGGUUACAGAAGAACGCGCAGUUAUUGACAAAUGAGGUUGAGAAUCACGAGCCGUGGAUAGAGCGUAUUUGCAGUAACGGACGCGAACUCAUCGACGCAGGACACGAAAACUCGGCCGCCUUUGAGGAACGCAUUGCUGAACUCCGCGAUGCUUGGCAAGAACUGAAAGAUGCGAUCAACGGCAGAAAAGAGAGACUAGCAGAGAGUGAGAAAGCACAUCAAUUCCUCUAUGAUUGUGGAGAAGCCGAAGCUUGGAUGAGCGAACAAGAGCUCUACAUGAUGCAGGACGAGCGUGGAAAAGACGAAUUCUCUACUCGAAAUCAAAUCAAAAAACAUGAGCGUCUUCAGUCUGAUAUCGACAAAUUUGCUGAUACCAUACGACAGUUAGCUGUCAAAGCACAAAAGUUUGUUGAUGAACAGAGUCCGCUGAGUGACCAAAUUGCCCUGCGACAGUCACAGAUUGAGAAACUGUAUGCUGGUCUCCAAGAUUUGUCAAAAGAGCGAAGAAAGCGAUUGGACGAGACUCUAGAACUAUACGCCCUACAUCGUGAAAUCGAUGACCUGUUGCAAUGGAUUGCUGAUAAGGAAGUAGUGGCUGGUAGUCAAGAGAACGGCCAGGAUUACGAGCAUGUCCAAAUGCUUCAAGAGCGAUUCCAGCAGUUUGCAAGAGACACUGAAAAUAUUGGGUCGGAAAGAGUAGCGCGAGCAAAUGACGGCUGUGACGCAUUGAUUGCGACUGGUCAUUCUGAUGCACCCACUAUCGCACUGUGGAAAGACAGUCUUAAUGAGGCGUGGGAAAAUCUUCUGGAACUGAUUGACACCCGUGCACAAAUAUUGGAAUCUAGUAGACUGUUGCACAAAUUUUUCCAUGAUUGCCGCGAUUGCCUUUCGCGAAUUCUCGAGAAAACGCAUGCUAUGCCUGAAGAUUUGGGACGCGACUCAAGCAGUGUUGGUGCUCUGUCUAGGAAGCACCAAAACUUCCUUAAAGAUAUUGAUGCCAUUGGAGAGCAGGUAGCUCAAAUCGAACGUGAUGCUGGUGAUCUACGAGAUGGGUACGCAGGCGAUCGUGCACUAGAGAUGGCAGCCCGUGAGUCUGAGGUGGUAAAGGCAUGGAGACAUUUGCGUGGAUUGUGCGACGCAAGAACCUCGAGACUUACGGAUACUUCUGAUCUGUUCCGAUUCAUGAAUAUGGUCCGUGAUCUUCUUCUGUGGAUGGACGAAGUUAAACGCGAGAUGACAACUCAAGAACGACCGAAAGACGUUAGCGGAGUUGAGUUGCUCAUGAAUAAUCACCAAAGUCUGAAGGCUGAAAUUGACGCUCGAGAGGACAAUUUCAAUUCCUGUAUUUCACUUGGAAGAGACUUGUUAAAUCGAAAGCACUACGCAUCAAGUGAGAUCGAAAAGAAGCUGAUAAAGCUGACAACGGAAAGAGCGGAAAUGAUGAGACGGUGGGAGGAUAGAUGGGAAUAUUUGCAACUUAUUCUCGAAGUCUAUCAGUUUGCCCGCGAUGCUGCUGUUGCGGAAUCUUGGCUUAUGGCACAGGAGCCGUACCUCAUAUCACGGGAAUAUGGAAGAAGUCUGGAAGAGACGAUAGCCUUGAUAAAGCGACACGAAGCUUUUGAAAAGUCAGCGGCUGCUCAAGAAGAGAGAUUCCUUGCUUUGGAAAAACUGACCACGUUCGAGUUGAAGGAAAUGCAACGGUUGGAAGAGGAAGCGGCGAGGAGGCGUGGCUAUCUAGGCAGUCCAUCACGACAGCCGCAUGAAGGUUUCGGUGUUGAUCCAGACGGUGAGUUUUAUUUUCACUUCGUUGCAGAACGUAGUCGGUUAUCAACUGGUGAAAGUAGUGGCUGGCGCAUGUCCCUGGCAAGGGCACCAAAAUUCGAUUCGCGUGACCCGCGAGGAACGAAGACAGGUGAUGCUUUUGAGGGAACAUUAAUUCGGAAACAUACUUACGAAUCAUUGGACAGAAAGGCGUCAAACCGAUCGUGGGAGAAGUUGCUUGCAGUUUUGCGCAACAACGAGCUUACAUUCUAUAAGGAUGCCAAACACAAAGAAGAAGGUGCUACAUUCCAUAAUGAGCCGGCGGUGAACUUACCCGGUUGUUCGGUCAAUGUAGCGCAGGGUUAUCAGAAAAAGAAAAACGUGUUAUCGUUACGAAUGCCUAUUGGAGCAGAGUACCUUCUUCAGUGUGCAAGCGAGGAGGAUUGUCAGCGAUGGUUAAGUGAAUUGCAACUGGCAACUGGUCAGGCACAAUUGGAAGAGGGAUCUCGGUCCCAUACGUUGCCGGAGGGUGCGCAAGCGAAGGCGAAAAAGGGUGGUUUCUUUUCGCGGAGCAAAAAGUAG
Molecule: messenger RNA, 6885 nt
Organism: Angiostrongylus costaricensis
Lineage: Eukaryota; Metazoa; Nematoda; Chromadorea; Rhabditida; Metastrongylidae
Source: the annotation of a GenBank genome assembly